Molecule: messenger RNA, 627 nt
Organism: Phanerochaete carnosa HHB-10118-sp
Lineage: Eukaryota; Fungi; Basidiomycota; Agaricomycetes; Polyporales; Phanerochaetaceae
Exons: 4
Source: RefSeq, a predicted model, not a curated record
CAUGCCACAAUGUAUAUUGAAGUCGCUGAAGGGAAGUGGAGAUGGGUGUCUUGCAGCCCCGUCGACUAAGUGGUGCAGCAGUUUUGCCGACCACGAGCGAUGGCGGAAGGCCUUGCGGUAGUUCGCCUCGGGGGAAACUGCCAGCUGCCCGAGAAACUUACGGAGAAAACAGUGCGAUGCUGGACAGUUCUGUUUUAACCAAGACCCCCGAACGAUUGGCUUCAAGAGAGAAUGAGUAGCGUUGCAACUCUCCAGUGCCAACUGCCUCGGUAGAGCGGUUUCGGACGCGUCUCGAGAGCUUUAGGUCUCACUCUCCCUCCAAGAUGCCCGGAAACAAGAUGUGACGACGUACGUUGCCUGCUCUGCCCGCCACCCAGAGGUCGCGCCAGAAGAAGUCAAAGAUGGCGCCGAGUCGACCGUACGCUCCACCGGAAAAAUAUGAACAUCUGGAGCAGGAGCCAGAUGACCAAUAGUCGCUAAUUCAAUGAAGUCCCGGGUGCACCUCUGCGGAGAUUGGCCACCAUUAUGCACAUUCGACUGAUCAUUUUUGGUUGGAUCUUUGCGAAUCUGGCCUGACAGACGUUCUGCUGUUACCUACUGAUGAUUAUACACUACCUAAUAAAUACA